AGUGAGGUUAUUUUCGGCUUCAUACGAAAGUUUGUCGGGUGAUAAUCUUGUUUGGAAUCCUGCGUUCGCGAGAGUCUGGUUUGUGUCGUGUGACUUUAUCCUGUGAUUUUAGCAAGGUUUUAACCCGUGACUGAGAGGCAAACACCAUGGCGAUGGCAAAACCGUGGAAUCCGAUGGAAGACGCCUACAAGAACCAAAACUUUAACAAGUACACCCAAGGACCCGGUGCGGAGUUCGACGAGAAUUUGCAACCCGGCGCGAUGGCAUCAGGUGGCGGCAGGCAGCAGGCGACCGACAAGCGUGACGAGCGGUUCCAGCUGUGCCUGAAGAUGGUCCCCAGCGAUAUGUCCGAGAAGGCGCUGUGGAACCUUUGUGCGCAUUACGGCAAAGUCACCUACGUGAAGCGAUCCCAGAAGACGCCUUUUGUUUUUGUUAGCUUCGCGACGCUCAAUGAUAUGGAACGCUGUCUGGAAGGAUUUCGUCGUGAAAAGCCACAAGGAAUCUGCGCAGAUGUUGCCAAGCAUACUGCGAUGAAGCAAGCCAACAAUCAGACUGCAUCGAACGCAUCAACAGUUGGAUCGGACCGACGAAAAGACAGAGACAGACAUUCAGAUAGCGGUUCUUCAUGUCAACCCGAUAUGACCAACAGGACCAUCAAAGGUCCAUUUACAAAUCCCGAACGAAAACCGCUUGUCGAUCAGAAACCUUUCGUAACGGAAGAAGACUAUCAGAAUUCUGAAUUGAAAGUCGUGGAUCCGGACAGACAUUUCUUAAUCGAACGUGAUAUGCACGAUCGUGAUCGUAAUAAUAAAAACGAGUUUGACGAAGAUACUCAAGGCGGCAGAAAAAUUUACACAGGAAGGGCUUAUUACAAGGAUUCGAGAGAAACUACUGACAAUUUGAAGAGGUUAUCGAUGAAUUCUAAGGGAAGCUACAAUUCUGAGAAGGAUGAAUUUUUCAAGGGCUCCUCGCAAUUUGAUAAAGACGCAGAGGAAAUCAAAUAUUGCAAUCUUUGUAGAAAUAUCGCUGAUAAAGUAUGCCAGCGUUGUGGCGAUUACUACUGUUCGUUGGAGUGUCAACGUAAAGAUUGGAGUCGACAUCGUUUGUUCUGUUUUCCAAUGCCUGAGCUCGUUGCACCAGUUAGUGCAGCAAAUCAUAGUAGCAGUGGACGAACUGAACCACAUUCGCCGAUUCCUAAUUUGAACGAAUCUUUUGAGAGGAAGUCAAAAUAUCAAGGCGGUUCUCAGAACUAUGACAAUCGAAGCGGAGAUAACAGACAGCAGCAACCGCAGCAAAGGCAGCAGAAAUUCCAACCUAGGGAAAAUGCCGACAAUGCUCGUAAUCGAAAUGAUAACAGACCACAAUAUAAUAACAAGUUUCAUGAAGCUAAUAAUCAAGAAAAUCGUAAGAAUGCUAUGAAUCAAAACCAGAAUAGAAAUCAAGGAUUUGAUAACAGAAAGGAUAGGGAUCAUCAUAACAGUUUUGGUAAUCGGAAGGAUAAGGAACAUAUUUCGAGCUUUGAGAAACGAAACGAGCAGGUGGAUAAGCAUGAAGGGAGUGGAAGUGUGGUGCAUAAGGCUGCAAACAAGUCAUUUGAAAACAAAAAACCACAGGAUAGUCCACCCAAGCCGAAACCAAAAAAGCCUAUUGAAAUAGUAAGAGCAGACUAUCCUGAAAGUGGUUCAAUUGUUGCCAUAACUGCUGUGAUCCGUCCAAAUAAAGUAUUCAUUCGUUCAAUGGCAUCUGAGGAUAACGUUGCAUAUGUUAAAGAUAUCAAUCGAAUCAACAACGAAGCCAAAAAUGCCAAGCCUCUCGAAAAAAUGCCAAAAAGAAGUGAUUUAGCCAUUGCAGAUUUUCAAGGUGAAGGAUAUUAUCGCGUUUGCGUGUUAAACCCAGAAAGUGAAGAUCGGAUCACGGUUGCGUAUGUUGAUUUUGGUAAUGUGGAUACCAAGAAAUUGUCUGAAUUAAAGGAAAUUCCAGAAGAGCUUAUAUCGCUCAAAAGGCAUGUUCUGACUUUGAUUUUAAAGGAUGUUGAGGACUUUGAACCUUCUGGCAAGGUAUCGGAAUAUAUGAAUUCAUUUGUCGAUGCGGUCGGAAAGGAUUUGAAGCUUGUUUUCAGCGAAAGGAAUGAGAAAGGACCUCUUGUAGCGGAAUUGAUUGAAGUUUCAACGAAUGAAAGUUUUAAUAAAAUGAUUAAAGAAUUGAGAGAAGUCAAGCCGGCGACAUUGGUGGAUGAACCAGUGUUUUCGACGGAUAUAAAAGUAAAAGUUCUCCCACCAGGAGAAAAAACGACGCUUGUUGUGUUAGAUACUUCACUUAUACAGACUGGUGCAAUUUCAUGUGUUUUGGAGUCUGAUCUGGGAGAAAUUGACAGAAUGACUGCGCUUUUUGCAGAUUAUGUGAAGGAAGCCAAAGGACCGUAUACGCCAAGACCCCAGGAAAUCUGUUUAGUUCAAUACGAUGAUGGUUGUUGGUAUCGCGCCGAAUGUAUUGAAGUUGUGGGCGAUCAGAAUCCGUCGGUCCUUUUCAUCGACUUCGGUAACCUUACAACAGCACAUAUCGAUAAAAUUCGGAAAUAUCCAAGAGAUUUGAUACUUCCAUGUGUGACUGCCACGUGUUUAUUAGCCGGUAUACCAGAAGAAAUCAACAAAACCUUGGCAGAUCGUUUGAAAGAGCUAAUUCCAGUCAACGAUAAAAUUAUAGUGGACAAAGUAGAAGCGGUGGACGAUCAAACAAACGCGAUUCAUUUGUAUGACGUUGUGAAAACUUUGAAAGCUGAAAACCUGUUCUAGGAGAGUUGAACGUAUGCACCCAGAUGUAAAUUGGUAUUUGCCAGUCUUUAUAAGAAUUGAUUUUUUUUAUAUACACGAUUUCGAAUUUUAAUCUCGUUGUAUGUGAGUAUACAUUAAAUUUGAUAAGAUUGAGACAUUAUGAAAGAAAGUAGUUGACGUAUAGUCAAAGACUAGGGAGAGAAAAAAUCUUAUUGCUACGGAAAUAUAUGUAUAAUGUUCAUAUAUACAUUACGAAUUAUGUUAUUUA
Messenger RNA from Hermetia illucens (black soldier fly), 3039 nucleotides. Its product is annotated as RING finger protein 17-like. The record is from RefSeq and is a predicted model, not a curated record. Bases 147 to 2792 code for a protein of 881 amino acids. Lineage: Eukaryota; Metazoa; Arthropoda; Insecta; Diptera; Stratiomyidae. The transcript is spliced from 9 exons. Gene Ontology annotation, molecular function: RNA binding.